Patiria miniata (bat star) is the source of this 1158-nucleotide messenger RNA. RefSeq names its product angiopoietin-1 receptor-like. Lineage: Eukaryota; Metazoa; Echinodermata; Asteroidea; Valvatida; Asterinidae. Gene Ontology annotation, molecular function: transmembrane receptor protein tyrosine kinase activity; ATP binding. Gene Ontology annotation, cellular component: signaling receptor complex. The transcript has 10 exons. Bases 1 to 1158 code for a protein of 385 amino acids. Gene Ontology annotation, biological process: cell surface receptor protein tyrosine kinase signaling pathway; multicellular organism development; positive regulation of kinase activity. The record is from RefSeq and is a predicted model, not a curated record.
AUGACAAAUGUGGUGUACACAUUCAGGGACCCGACAGGAAAUUCGGCAGGCUGUGCCUUUGUUGUUAAUGUCAUAGCUGACACUCGUGUCCCAGUCAUCACCGGCUGUCCCACAGCUGUCUCCGGGGUUGCCCCGUCCGGAUCCACCACCGGCACAGCCACGUGGGAUGAGCCAACGGCUGCCGACGACGACAACUUACCGGUACAACUGGCCCGAUCCCACUUCCCUGGUUCUUUGUUCCCGAUUGGUGGCACCACAGUGCGUUACGUAUUCAUGGACUCGGCAGGAAACCAGGCAAUUUGUUCCUUCGUUGUCACCAUCACCUCAGCAUUCGGUGCCACCAACCUGCCUCGAACAACACCAUUGCAGGGCGAAGAUGAUAUGAACCCUACGACCACAACAGGCGACGUCGUUCCAUACAACAUCACCAGUGCUAUUGUGAUCAGUGUGUUAAGCACACUAUUGACCAUUCUAGUUGCUGCAAUCGUCAUCUACGCCGUGAGGAGGCGGGUCAAACUAUUAAAAAGAAGCAGGCGACAUCAGGCGGAUAACAGCGAUAGGGCUAAUUUUUUGGCAGAAUUCCACGCCAUGACCAUCGUCGGCUCCCAUCCUAAUGUCGUCUCUCUUUUGGGGGCGUGUCGGUAUCAAGAUGUACUGUACGUGGCCUUGGAGUACGCACCUAACGGUGACCUGCUUAGCUACCUGCGAUCAGUUCGAUCAGCUCCGGAUGGGGGAGUCAUGUCCUCGGAUCAGCUGGUGAAGUUUGCCUUCGAUGUUGCAAAGGGAAUGGAGCAUCUGUCCAAAACAGGGCUUAUUCACCGAGAUCUGGCUGCGAGGAACAUCCUACUCGGGGAAGAUCUGGUCGCUAAGAUUUCAGAUUUUGGACUUUCUCGAGAGGGUGACAUUUAUGUCCAAACUUCAAAGAGACCUGUUCCCGUUCGCUGGCUUGCCAUUGAAUCCCUCGUCAAUCAAAGCUACACGACGCAGAGUGAUGUGUAUGCUCUGAUGACCCAGUGCUGGUAUGAGGAUCCGAACAGGAGACCGUCUUUCUCAGAUCUGACACAGAUCCUUGGACGAAUGACCGACAAUAUGUCGCCCUUCGUCGAGGGCCAGGCCUAUUAUGUGAAUGCCAUCACACCAGAGCUGGAUGAGAUUUGA